AUGGCGACACAACAAAAGAAAAAGCGAUUUUCUCUAUUUAGCACACCGCUAGCCGUCCCAAUUUCUCCAAACACUUCACUCCUUUCAAAUUAUUUUUCCACCACUACACCCAUCCGAGAAGAAAAAUUUCUGACACAAGACGAUGUUAGAAAAGCUCUAGAAAAUUUGGAACGAAUGGUUCUUGCUGCAAAUGAUUAUUGCGAUUCUAUCGACAAAUUGAACAAGGCAUCGAAGACUUUUAGUAAAUCACUAAGGGAUUACGGAAAUAUCAAGGGAAUGGAUGCUUCCCUUGUAAUAUGUUUUCAGUCUACAUCUCAGUUUUAUGAGAGUUACGCUGAAGUGCAAUCGAGAUUGAAUAAAUUGAUACAAAGAGAAUAUGAGACACUGCAAAAAUUCUGGGACAAGUACUCUAAAAAAGUGACGAAAGAAGAAAAGGCGCAUAAUGAUUACAUCGAUGACUUAGAUAGACAAUUAAAUAAGAUAACCGUAGAGCACGACAAGAAAAUUAAGAAAGAUGGUAAAUCAUCUGCAGAAUCAUAUGAGAAGUACAUGAACUCCGUAACGACUCUAAAUUCUGAUAUUACACGGGCGCGUAGGGAAUACGCAACGCAAGUGUCUAAAAGAGAACGAAACACGCAUGAAAUCAUCGCGCAAAUUAUUUGUCGCAUAAUAGGAAAUCAAAAUAAUUCAUUUGAAGAUUCGAAAAAAAAAGGUGAACCCACCAUGUCAAAAAUAAAUGAAAUAUUACCAUCGUUGGGAACCUUGACACAGACCUCACAGGAUGAAAGCGAAGAUAGUAGUAUAAUAUCCAGGCCUGCCAAGGAAAUUGCAAUGAUUACACGGAAAUUAUCACGAAGGGCUUCGCAUAAAGUAUCACAGUCCAUCGCAUCUAUAUCCGAAUUACAAAUAGCUGCAAUGAAUUACCUGUCUCCCGAUCCUUCAAAGUCUUUAUCCGCAGAACAAGAAUCUCUCUCAUCUUUGAGAUCUUUGCCACCCCAGAUUCCCGCUUUAAUUUCUCCGGAUCCGAUUGAUAUACAAUUUAAUCAGCAUAUGUCAACGAUGCCUGAAGAAACAAUAACUGCAGAUACGGAUCGACAAAAAGAAAAUGGUAGCAUAAAAAACCAUAGUUCCGGCUCUAUAACACCAAAUUUCGACACCUCAUUACAACCAUCCCCAUUGGCUCCUGUAACAGUGAAACCUAAGAAACCCGAUUUGGUUUCAAAAAUUUCCAUAGGUAUCCAUGAAGAUGAUCAACCAUUCUUUCGGGAUUAUGACGUAAAUUAUUCUUCUGAUGAUACCAAUGGAAUAGUCAAUAACAAAGAAACUUCAAAUGUUGUUCAGUCGUUGGAGAAAGAACAGGGUGACACUGAGAAUAAAAGACUAAGCAUCAUUACGGGAGAUGAUCUUUCGAAUGAUAGCACUAACAUUGUGCGUAGAGAAAUCGAUCAACCAAAAGAAGAGACUAAACAAGAUGGUAAUAAUGAAAAACAACUAAAUCCUGCAUACAGCUUUGACACUCGGUAUUUAGUUUGCUCAUUUCCUGUUGACUUGCCAAUUCGCACGCCACCUUAUUCACCCUCUACAUCCCCUAGACAAUCUCACAUGUAUUAUUAUAAUCCUAACUAUGUAAACAAUAAUAAUAAUUUUGACAACGAAAGGGUAGAGAUUGAAAGAAAGAUCGAACCAAAGAAGAGAGAACACCUCCAACAUAUUUUUAGUCAAUCAGAUGGGAAUAUUAGAUAUGAAGGAAAAUUUAGCGAUGAACCUGCGAAUGAUCUUCAAAAAGACUAUCAAUCAGAAACAUUUUGUUCUUCGCCGACUUCAACUAAUAAUGAAGAUGCCAUCGAUAAACAAAAUGGUAAAUCUCAUAAAUUUGAUAAUCACAAUACGACGCCGCCAUCUCCGUUAUCAGUUAAAUCCAGUGCAUCGGAAGGUGAAAAGCCUCGUUCGCGCGCCGCACAAAAUUUGAGUCCACGACGUGCAUACACAGAUUAUCAUUUGCCCACUAAUACUAAUAAUACUAAUAAACGUGCUGGCCCAUCCGUUGCUGAUUUAAGGGAACGUUUAUUGUCAUUAAGUAAUGACAAAGAAAAGACUUCCUCAACUACUCCGCGUAGCAUUCCAGUAUCAAGACAAGGUCAUGUUAUCAACUUGCUGUCAAAAUUUGACACCGAAGGUUCAAAUACUCGUCAAUCCUCAAGGUCAGGUAGUAAUUCAAAAUCAGAAGACUACUUUUAUAGAAGCCAAGAUUUGAGAUCUAGCGACUACGAAUAUAAUAACCAUAAUUACGAUGAUGACAUCGGUAGAAACAACAACGAAUUUAAGGAUGAAACAUAUGCUGUUCACAUUCAAGACGAACAUACUCUUUCUUCACCAUCCAAGCAAGAGGAAUGCGACUGUCACAUAUGUCAACAGAUUACCGAAAAGAUGAACUCAUCCUUGGAUCCUCAAGAUGAUUCGUCAACAUUCGGAAGGAGAAGUUUUUGUGAAAAUAAUAAUACGCAUGAAUAA
This is a messenger RNA of Acaulospora morrowiae, 2511 nucleotides long. Lineage: Eukaryota; Fungi; Glomeromycota; Glomeromycetes; Diversisporales; Acaulosporaceae. The record is from the annotation of a GenBank genome assembly.